UAGACCUGUGACGGACCAACAAGCCUUACUGUACCUUGAAUAUUGACAAAAUGCCAAAUCUAUUCUUGCAUGCCAUAAUUUAUACUGUAUGUUACUCAAACUAUUACUCUUAUACUCACUAUAUAUAGUGUGGAGACUUAUUUGACGCUAUUGUUCAAGCUACGAAAUACACGGAGCGGGACGCUAGUCACAUGAUCGGAGACCUCGUAUCCGCUUUGAGUUAUCUACACGAUCUUAGUGUUAUUCAUCGAGAUAUAAAACCUGAAAAUUUACUGGUAAGUUAUAUACAUUCGAUUCUUAUAUAGGCUUAAUAUCACGUCGCCUGCUUUGAGUUUUAGUACCCUAUAGCUGUUGUUCGAUAGUUAAGUCAACUUAUACUAUUCGAUUGUAUAUAUUUACAGUAUAUAUAAAUUUUAAAUUUUUUUCCAUAGGUUGUAUAUAGUCCAAAUGGUGUAAUGUCUCUGAAGGUGGCAGACUUUGGUUUAGCGACUGAGGUACAUGAACCUCAGUUUCUCGUCUGUGGUACACCUACAUAUGUGGCUCCGGAGAUUCUGGAUGAAUCUGGGUAAGCAACGUAUUAAUUUACCAUGCAUAUAUAUUAUAUAAAGGUUUAUUAAAUUGAUAAAUUGUGCAUGUCAAAAUAACUCAAUUGAAAUUUGGUAAAAGGAUUUCUAUACUUUAAGUUCUAUACACAGUAAAAUGAAGGAGUAGAAAAGACAAGCUUGCUUGAAAACAAUGCAUGCCGGUAUAGAUAUUUAGAGGUCAAGUAAGAUGACAUGUUUUUGAAAGCAUCAUAGUUAGAUCCCGAAUAAUCUAGCAUCUUCAUAAUCAAGAAUCAUAAUCAGCCCGUUUCAGAUACCCUAGCUUGCAGUAUUAUUGUAUGAACCUUAAUAUACUAUUGGGGGAAUGUAUAAUUGUUCAUGGCAAUUCAAUUGGUGAAUUCAAGUAACAAAUCCGACACUCAAAGUAAGGUUUGAAUGUAAAAGUUAAUAAGAUGCUGAAAACGAAUGCAUGUUGUAAAUUAAAUAAAAGUGGAUUUUCGGUCAAUGCUAUCUUGUCUGAACACCUGUAUCAAUCCUAAGCAUGUGAUCAUUGCUUUUCCCAUGCUCUAUGUUUACUGUGUGUUUUAAAUAAAAAUGUUUACUAUUUUAUUUAUGUUUAAGAUAUGAGCUUAAAGCAGAUGUCUGGGCUGCUGGAGUUAUCACUUACAUACUUCUUUGUGGAUUUCCGCCUUUCAGGAGGUAGUCUUUCGUGUGUGAAUGUGCAUUUUCUACCAUGCCUUUAUGUAAUAUAUACAGUAAAUGAACAAUUGUUGUUUUCGUCUAAGCAGGAUGAUAAGAUUUGUCAAGGCCAAUGUUUUCGUUAUCUGACAAGUCCUGAAAUUGGUAUACUUAGGCGUUUGUCAUUGUACAGACAUAUAAUUAACGCGUCUUUCUUUGAGUUUUGAUAUCCCUGGUUAAAUUUCCUCCUUAUUUUUUAACUUCCUACCAUAAUCGGGUUAAUGUAUAUGAAGAAUCUGCUCAUAUAUGACUAUAGGACGUCAUCGAUCGUUAAAUUAACCAGAUUAUGUUCGGUGUAGGAAACUAGUUUUAUCUGAUAUUUUAUAUAUCUAACAGGGUUUCUGUAUUUUCAUUAGCAAUGAUCAAGAGGAGCUCUUUGAUAUGAUUUUAAGUGGAGAUUACGAAUUCCUUUCACCGUUUUGGGACAACAUUUCACAGUCAGCCAAGGUUCAUUAGUGUUCUUUUUUUGUUUUUGUAUCUUAGUGCACUGUAUUUGUACUCUGCUACCGGGGGAAUGGAAUGUGGUAGGAUGCAUCAAUUCCAAAUAAUCUUUCAUCAUAAAAUGGAUGAUUGAGUUCUAUUUUCGUUUGGUGUACAUUUCUUUAUGUUGUUUUAUACGUUUUCCGCCCUGUAACUUACACUGUUUCUUAUACAUGCUAGCAAAAUUAUGUUUCCGAUGGCACCUAUAUGCAGCAAUGAAUCCAUGCAGUUAACAGGAUUUCUUCAGACAUGAAAACGUUUGAAUGUUAAUUUAUCUUAAAAACAACUUUUUAAGCAAUUAAAAUGGCGAUUAUAAUGUGAUUACUUAUACACAACAGGGAACUUAUAUUAAACAACUUUCGUAUAGUAGGGUAUAGAACAACCUCACUUAUAGUUUUCAUGCGCUUGUUUCUUAUCCAGGACUUGAUCAGUCGUAUGUUACUCAUCAACCCGAAUGAAAGGUAUUCUGCAAGAGAUUCCCUAAACCAUCCGUGGAUCCAGGUAAAUGCAUGAUUAUUUUCAUUCUUUUGUAUACAUCUCCGACGAAUAAUUUCAUACUUUAUACUAACCGUUUUAUUAAGUAAGCAUCUACCCACCAUUGUUGUGGGGUAUGCAUACAUUUUCUGGCAAUAAAUAUGUAAUAUAUUUAUAGGGUCAUACAGCAAAAGAUACGAAUUUGCAAAGCACAUUUGCAAGUGAAGUUAACAAGAAUUUCCAAUCUAAAAAGAAGCACCGUGCUGUAACAGCUAAACCUCAAACAGUACGUAUUACUUUUAUACUUGCUCUAUAAAGAACUUUCAUUCUUAGUUAUAUUAUGCAACAUUGUGUGUAACAUGGAGAACUUUCGAUCCUUUUUAUUUGAUGUUCCAUAAUAGGUUUUGACACUAUGAAUAUUGGAUAAAUACUUUGAUAUAUUUAGAAUACGUUUCCUGCAUGCAAUCACCAUAUUUUCCUCUGAAAUUGAGGAGUUUGAUUCGAAAUUGAAGAGUCUGAAAUUGAGGAGUUUGAGUCUUGAACCAGUAUGGUGUGGUUUAACACAUCAUGAAAAUGUACAUACUUUGACGCACCAAGUUUGACCAAAAUUUAAAGCUGUACAAGCUUCGUAGCCGAUAAUUAUAAUGAAAUAUAUCCUUAUAACGACUGCGGUGAGGUAUUCAACAGAAAUUUGCUUCUGCAUUCAAAUUAUGACGUUACGUUCUAUAGUUAGUCCUAGAAACAGAUCCAAAAAUUCCCUUAAUUAAACUUAAUCGGUCGUUUUGUAUUUUGCCGGACUGUGAACUCUCCCUUUAGGUAUUCAGGUAAAUUAAGCAGAUAUCCUAUAUUAUAUCUGCCAACUUUGGUUUCCCUGGCAAUUUUCUAAGUGAAGAUGUAUACAAUACUCACUGCACAUUCUUUUUUUUGGAAAAGUCUUCAGAACUUUGUGAGGCAAAUACAGUUGAAUAUGAAGUUGAAGAAAGUGACGAUGAACCAAAUGCUGUAAUGCCAGUUAUUGAAGAAGAUAAUGAACUACGAACAGACCAGGUUCAAUUUAGACACACACCACUAGCUACUACUGGAAAAAGGAAACCCAGGCCAAAAAGUUUGGACUUUCAUAUGAUGGGAAGACAUAAUGAAGACUAUAGUCAACCAGAUUAUGAAUUGACUCAAAGGAAUCUAAGGGAGGAAUUCAACGAUGAAGAUGAGUAUUACUAA
Molecule: messenger RNA, 3452 nt
Organism: Paramuricea clavata
Lineage: Eukaryota; Metazoa; Cnidaria; Anthozoa; Malacalcyonacea; Plexauridae
Source: the annotation of a GenBank genome assembly